CGCGGGGCCGGCGCUCUCAGCCGGUCGGUUCCUGGGCGCGUUCCUGGUGACCCCGCAGUGGGUGUGUAAGGGAGGACGGACAGACUUACCAGACGCCGACCGGGGCCAGAAGAAGCUAGCCAGCACCAUGCGUGAGAUCGUGCACAUCCAGGCUGGCCAGUGCGGCAACCAGAUCGGCGCCAAGUUUUGGGAGGUCAUCAGCGAUGAGCAUGGGAUCGACCCCACUGGCAGUUACCAUGGAGACAGUGACUUGCAGCUGGAGAGAAUCAAUGUGUACUACAACGAAGCCACUGGUAACAAGUACGUCCCUCGGGCCAUCCUGGUGGAUCUGGAGCCGGGCACCAUGGACUCGGUCAGGUCUGGACCAUUCGGCCAGAUCUUCAGGCCAGACAACUUUGUGUUUGGCCAGAGUGGUGCCGGAAACAACUGGGCCAAGGGCCACUACACAGAGGGAGCCGAACUGGUAGACUCGGUCCUGGACGUGGUGAGGAAGGAGUCAGAAAGCUGUGACUGUCUGCAGGGCUUCCAGCUGACCCACUCACUGGGGGGUGGCACUGGGUCCGGGAUGGGCACACUGCUCAUCAGCAAGAUCCGGGAGGAGUACCCAGACCGCAUCAUGAACACCUUCAGCGUGAUGCCCUCACCCAAGGUGUCAGACACGGUGGUCGAGCCCUACAAUGCCACCCUCUCUGUCCACCAGCUGGUGGAAAACACAGAUGAGACCUACUGCAUCGACAACGAGGCCCUGUAUGACAUCUGCUUCCGCACCCUGAAACUGACCACCCCCACGUAUGGAGACCUCAACCACCUGGUGUCGGCCACCAUGAGCGGCGUCACCACCUGCCUGCGCUUCCCAGGCCAGCUGAACGCAGACCUGCGCAAACUGGCCGUGAACAUGGUGCCCUUCCCCCGCCUGCACUUCUUCAUGCCCGGCUUCGCCCCGCUGACCAGCCGCGGCAGCCAGCAGUACCGGGCCCUGACGGUGCCCGAGCUCACCCAGCAGAUGUUCGACUCCAAGAACAUGAUGGCCGCCUGCGACCCCCGCCACGGCCGCUACCUGACCGUGGCUGCCAUCUUCCGAGGCCGCAUGUCCAUGAAGGAGGUGGACGAGCAGAUGCUCAACGUGCAGAACAAGAACAGCAGCUACUUCGUCGAGUGGAUCCCCAACAACGUGAAGACGGCCGUGUGCGACAUCCCGCCACGCGGCCUGAAGAUGUCCGCCACCUUCAUCGGCAACAGCACGGCCAUCCAGGAGCUGUUCAAGCGCAUCUCGGAGCAGUUCACGGCCAUGUUCCGGCGCAAGGCCUUCCUGCACUGGUACACGGGCGAGGGCAUGGAUGAGAUGGAGUUCACCGAGGCCGAGAGCAACAUGAACGACCUGGUGUCCGAGUACCAGCAGUACCAGGACGCCACGGCCGACGAACAAGGGGAGUUUGAGGAGGAGGAGGGCGAGGAUGAGGCUUAAGUUCACACUUCAAAGCAGGUUAGGAAAAGUUGAGAAGGCAAGCAAGGGGGAGGGGGGCUUCCUGGUGAAAAUAUCUUGGCAGUUGGAGGAAAGAAGCAUGGUCUACUCUAGUUGUGUGCGCUGGUUCUCUGGUGCUCUUCACUGUUGCCUGUCAUUUUUUUUCCUUUUUGUAACAUUGAUGACAUCAAUGUAACAUUUGAGGUAUUUCUGAACUACUGUUGUAAUGGCUAAAAUCACAUAAACGUUUGUGUCCUAA
Molecule: messenger RNA, 1721 nt
Organism: Equus quagga
Lineage: Eukaryota; Metazoa; Chordata; Mammalia; Perissodactyla; Equidae
Product: tubulin beta-2B chain
Exons: 4
Coding region: 128-1465 (445 amino acids)
Biological process (GO): mitotic cell cycle; microtubule cytoskeleton organization
Cellular component (GO): cytoplasm; microtubule
Molecular function (GO): GTPase activity; structural constituent of cytoskeleton; GTP binding
Source: RefSeq, a predicted model, not a curated record